GAUGGAAAAGUCGACUCUGACUUUAGUCGAAAAUCGAUCUUUUAUUAGAAAUAAUAGACUUUUUAGGAUCGAUUCAUGCUUGUCUUGAAUCGAUUAAAAUCGACUUUUACUCGAUGACUUUGACAGUUGAUGAAUUAAGAUAAUCACUAUAAGAUUACUUUUAAAAUCACAAUACAAAGUACCAAUCGAAGCGUUUCUUUAUAAAUAGCCUCUUUCUGAUUUUCUGAUUGGUCUAUAACAAUAUAAUGUUUAUAUUGCCGCCGGUAAUUGAUGUAAUUAACUUUUUAAUAUACGGUACAUAGUAUUGAACAAUUCUUUAUCAUGGUUCCCAGUUUGAUAUGGGCCUAUUGCACAAAAGUUAACAAUGGCAGUAAAGUUAAGUGUGAUUUAUGUCAUAAACAGUUUUUGUUUAAUAAAAGCACAUCAAUGAUGAAGCACUUACAAUGUGCUCACAAGAUUGCUCCUCCGUCAAGUAAUGAAAAACAAACUCAGAAAAGAUUGAAUGACAGUCACAAUGAUUUCGAAGUUCAGCCUAAAAAAGUUUUAGUCGCUGUCGAAUCAUCUGUUCCAUCGGUUGCUUUGGUACCAUCAAAAUCAUCUGUUCAAGAAAAUUCCACAGUACAAUCUCAGGUCCAAGGUCCUAUGGAUCGUUGUAUAAACAAUGCUAAUUCUUUUUCAGAAACUGAGAUGAAGACUGUUGAGCUGGGCGCUUAUCUCAUGGAAGAGAGGAAAACAAUAGAAAAUUUGAGCUUGAAAUUAAGAAAUAUAUGCAAUGACUGGGGUCUUGAUGAUAGUAAAAUAGCAGCAUUCGUUUCAGACGGGGGCGCAAACAUCAAAGGAGCUAUUAAAAGUGAGUUCGGCGAUGGGAAACACAUUUCAUGUUUUGGACAUGUAAUAAAUAAUAUUGGUCAGCGCCUUAUCGAAGUUAAUAUUACUCCACCUGCAUCUGAAUCUCGAAAUCAAGUUUCCGACUUACCCGCUGAUGAAAAUGAUGCUAUUGACAAUCUUGAAGACUUAAUUACAGAUCAUACUCAGCAAUCGUCAUUGCGUGAGCUAUUGUCAAAAGUUAAACAAAUUGUCACAUUCUUUCGACAAAGUGAAAGAGCGACUACAGAGCUGCUGAAAUUACAGAAGGACAAGCCUGAAAAUUCUCGUCUGAAAUUAAUUCAGGAAGUGCGAACGAGAUGGAACUCCUGUUUUGAAAUGGUUGACCGUUUCAUUGUGCUUGCUGAUCAUGUCAGUAAAGUGCUUUUACAAGUGAAGAUGGACAAAUCUUUGAAAGCUAAGCCACCUAACAUGAUCACAGGUGAGGAAAUCGAUGCGUUAGUAGAAGUUCGUGACAUCUUAAAACCUCUCUUGCAAAUAACUCAAGAAGUUUGUUUUGAGAAAUGUGUAACAUUGAGCAAGUGCAUUCCUUUGAUUUCAAGUCUUAGAAAAAAGAUUGAAGAGUUAACGCCAGAAACUUUAAUUGGGCGACAUUUGAAAAAGAGAAUGGUUCAAGACAUCGAAACAAAAUACGGCAAUAUUGAAUCCGUAAAACUGUACGCUUGUGCAUCAUUGGUUGAUCCUCGUUAUAAAAAGUUUGGUUUUCAAAGUAUUCGGGAUUCUGCACGAGCGGUAACUAAUGUCGCUGAUCUUGUCAAGACAGAACGAAAAUUAGCAUUGGCAGCAACGGUGGCAAAUAUUAACCCUCAAGAUGAGAUAUUAGCUAUUUGAGGUCCGGAAUCUCAGAAAA
Messenger RNA from Zeugodacus cucurbitae (melon fly), 1735 nucleotides. RefSeq lists its product as uncharacterized. The record is from RefSeq and is a predicted model, not a curated record. The transcript is spliced from 5 exons. Lineage: Eukaryota; Metazoa; Arthropoda; Insecta; Diptera; Tephritidae. Gene Ontology annotation, molecular function: DNA binding. The coding region runs from base 322 to 1716 and encodes 464 amino acids.